Messenger RNA from Drosophila melanogaster (fruit fly), 4847 nucleotides. RefSeq names its product Death-associated protein kinase related (gene Drak). Lineage: Eukaryota; Metazoa; Arthropoda; Insecta; Diptera; Drosophilidae. The transcript has 5 exons. Gene Ontology annotation, molecular function: ATP binding; protein serine kinase activity; protein serine/threonine kinase activity. The record is from RefSeq and is marked reviewed. Bases 732 to 2756 code for a protein of 674 amino acids.
UUCAUGGUGUGCGUUCACUUUAAGCGAACGCGAGUAAUUGAAAUUUCAAUCCGCCAACGAACGGUUCGUGCGCGCUGCUCCGCUGCGAGUUUCUUGUACCUCCGUGCCUCCGCAAAGCGAAACACACAAAAAAAAAGAAUAAAGCCUGGCCAAAAUCUGCGAGCCGUUUUUUCGCAUAAAACCCUUUUUGAAACGAGCAAGCGGAGGAAGAAGAAGAAGAGAAGCUGAGACGGAGUUCUUCGGAGAGAACGGUACUUAACUGGCGAAAUACCGAAAAUAACAAAAACAAAAACAUAACCAGCAGCAACAGCAUCACACAUACAUACACACGCGGGAAUUUUUUCGGGCCUCUCUUUGCGCGCGUGUGUCUGUGUGUUGCAGUUGCAUAGUUUUUGCUUCUUUACUUCUUUUAAUUCAUUAGUGUGAUUUUUUGUUUUUGCUGUUUUUGGGUUGUACUGGAAUCUGGUCUCCUUCUCCCUCCCUGUCGCUCUCCCGCGCGCAACGUAUUCCGCUGCAUUAUAUCGAAGCGUGUGUUUUUAUCACUAAACUACAAUUUUUUUUGGUUCUGUGCAGUUGAGAUUCGACCCUCAAAGAAAUAACAAGUUACCAUUAAAAAAAAUAAAAGCCAAUCAAACGAAGGAUUAAAUACAGCCAAAAAUCGAAAGAAGAUUCGAUCUUCAAACACACUACACACACACAAACACCACAAUCCCCCCCCACACACACACAAAAUGUUCACCGAAAAGGGAAUUUUUCCCAUUGGCGACGGACUUUUGGAUGUGGACGCCGAUCGGCUGAAGGGACUCCUCGUCUCAUGUCCCGACAUCAACGAGAUCUACGAAGUGGAACAGACGCCGUUUGCCAGGGGCAAAUUCGCCGCCGUUCGACGCGCCAUUCACAAGAACACGGGCUCGCACUUUGCGGCAAAGUUCCUGAAGCGGAGGCGCCGGGCGCAGAGUAGCGACAAGGAGAUCAAGCACGAGAUCGCGGUGCUGAUGCUCUGCGAGGGCGAGGACAACAUCGUCAACCUCAAUGCCGUUCACGAGACGCGCUCGGACACAGCACUCCUCCUCGAGCUAGCCACUGGUGGCGAGCUGCAGACGAUCCUGGACAACGAGGAGUGCCUGACGGAGGCGCAGGCCCGCCACUGCAUGCGCGAGGUGCUCAAGGCGCUGAAGUUCCUGCACGAUCGCUCCAUUGCCCAUUUGGACCUCAAGCCGCAGAACAUCCUGCUCGCCGGCGAGCGCAUAGAAGAUGGAUUGAAGCUGUGCGACUUUGGGAUCUCGCGGGUGGUGUGCGAGGGCAUCAAUGUGCGGGAAAUGGCCGGAACACCAGACUACGUGGCCCCCGAGGUGCUGCAAUACGAGCCGCUGUCCCUGCUGACGGACAUCUGGUCGGUGGGCGUGCUCACCUACGUGCUGCUAUCCGGAUUCUCGCCCUUUGGCGGCGACACCAAACAGGAGACCUUCCUCAACAUCUCGCAGUGCGCCCUCACCUUUCCGGACAACCUCUUCGGCGGCGUCUCGCCGGUGGCCAUCGACUUCAUCCGUCGCGCAUUGCGAAUUAAGCCAAACGAUCGCAUGAAUGCCACUGGCUGCUUGGAUCACAUUUGGUUGAAGGACGACUGCUCGCUGGACAGACAGAUUUAUCUGCAGCCCCAGAGCGAUGCCGAAGAGGAGGAAGAGGAGGAUGUCGACGACGAUGUGGAGGACGAGGAAGAGGAGGAGCAGGUGGAGGAGGAGGAGGAGGAGACACAGAACGUGGAGGAGCCAACGACAGAAGCGCCACAACAACAGCAACAACCUGUCCAGCAGCAUCAGCUAGCCAAAUCCGGCCAAAUUCACAGCAAACCGACGCACAAUGGCCACCAUCGGGCAAACAGUGGCGGCAGCAUCUCCAAGAUACCCAUUGCGACAAGCAAACUGCAGAGCACUCCCAGCUCCGAGACCACCACGGCCAUCCACACGCUGACCAGCAACAGCAAUGGACACGUCCACAAGCCCACUCAGAUUGUGACGCCAACGCGAAGAGCCUCGGAUUCGGACAAGGAGAACACGUAUACGGCCACGUUUGUAAAGAAGCCAGUCGCCACCAUCCAGCUGGGCAGCUCCAAUGGCAUCGAGGAUGCCACGGUUGUGGCCACACUCACUCUGUUUCCCGACGCACCCACCACACCAAAGGUGAUUCGCAAGACGCCGACGGGUGAGUCGAAUGGCUCGGCAACGUCUGUCAAGGCUCUGGUGAAGAAAUUUCAACUGGAGGACUCGAGCGGUUCGGCGGUGGCACGACGCAGUGGAGGAGCGGUGACCAGCAGCAGUGGACUGCAUUCGCCAACGACGACAUCGGUCAGGUUGAAUAGCAUUCGUCGCGCCUCGGAGCCGCUGACCACGGUCUACAAGAAGCAGACGUCACAGAAUGGAUGCAGCAGCACUUCGAAUCCGAGCUCAAGUCCCGGCAGCAGUCCCACCACAUCCGGCAGCACCGCCACUCUGCUGAUCCACAGUCAGCGUUUGGGCAACAGCACAGCGCCGGCGAGCCACUGCGUCGCCGUUCCAGCAACAGCCACAGCCACCUCCUCCGCCAGCAGCAGCAACAGCAGCUCAGGGAAGUCAACAAGUGCCGCCCACCAUUUGCACCAUCAUCAUAUGCACCACCAUCAUCAUCACCACCACCAUCAUGUGGUGAUUGCGGCAAAGAAUGCCGCUGCCGUGGCCGCCACCAACAACUUGAGCCUGGAUCAGGGUAUCAUCUGUUAGCUAAGGGCCAGCCGGGCCAGCCGCAAUGCCAAAAGUUUCUUUCAUCGCUUUCUGUGCUGCAUGUAACCACCAGCUGCCAUGGCUACCACUACGACCACUAAUACGACACCACCUCCUCCCCCGACCAGCGCCCACUGGCAGAAGGCGAAGAGGAGUGGCUGCGAAUCACCUAGCUGCAGGAUCACUAGGUGGCAAAGUGGCGAUUUGAGGAGCUAUGGCUACGGCAAAGGAUCAGCGUUGGGAAGCCGGUGGAGUUGGAACGGAAUAGGAAACGGGAACGGGAACUUAAACUUGAACUGGAAUUGGAAGUGGAGCUGGAAUUGGUGCUGCAGCGGGAGAUGGAAGUGGAAGUGGAAGUGGAGAGGGGAUCAUCCGCCAGACUGGCACGAAGACGAUGAUGCAUUGAUUUUGAUUUGAGCUUAGUUUAGAUAAUUUUUUUACGGCCUUAGCAUCUGAAAGGAGUGCCACACUAUAUCACGGUUGCCACAUGAGAACAUCUUCUUAUUCAACGGAAAAUUGAAAGUUUUCAUAUUCAUACCAAACUUUACAGUUUUAUAAGUUAAAGAAAUGUAUGUUUUUUUUUUUAAUAUUUGUUAAAACGAAUGUUGUGUUAGACUACACUAUUGGACCUUUUCGAUGGCAACCGUGCGUUGGCGACCCCCAACAUACCCCCCACUCACACACACACAUACACACCCACACACACUAGAAAAACGAAAAACAACUUAGCUAAAGUCACGAGAAAAAAAAUUAAGCUAAACGAAAGGAGAUGAAUGAAAAAGAUUAAGGAAUCGAGGAGAGCGUUAGGUGUAUUAGAGUAGAGUAAGCUGAUUUCAACGGAAUUUUUGGUAGACAUAUCAUCCAUGUUUGUUACGCGUUUUGAGGAAAACACUAGAAGCUGCUGAAGGGAGGGGAUAGUGUUCAUUGUUUCAACGAAUAUAUAAAUGUCAAUUUUUGGCCCACAAGGCAUGCAAGUAAGCCCUUUGGCCUAGCAUAAAUUAUACAACUAAAUACAUUAUCUAUAUAUACACAUAUGCAUACACAUAUACACUAUACAUAGCAUAUAUAUGUACCAAAAAGUGAAGUGAAACGACAUUUGAGAGCCAGCCCGCCAUUGGUUAUGUAGUGUGUUUGUUAAUCGGCCAAUCAGUGAGUGCAUCAAUCAGAUGAUAAUCAAUCAUAUAGCAUAGCAUACAGUGUUAUUCGCCUAGGGGGAAUCAGAAUUUAGAGAAUGUUACCAGCCAAGCAAAAUUGUUAAUCGUGUGUCUCGGUGUGUGUUCAAUCGUUCAAUCGUUCAAAUCGUUGCAUAAAUGUUGCCUAGAAUACAUUACAUUACUUGAAGGAAGGCAGGAAGCCGCAUGGAUCAUAUUGGAGGACAUCUAGAGGGACAUAACUAAUUGCUUAGCCCACAUAGGCGACCCAUCGACCAUCUAUCCGAUCCUUAACCCGAUUCCGAUUCCAAUGCCGACCCAAAUCCACAUCCAGUUUCCAGUUCCCAGCUCCCAGCUCCCCCAGUCGUUUGCUCCUCGUUUUAAGUCGGUUUUUGUAUAUAUUUCCAGCCAGCAGAAUGCAAAAUGCAGCCAGCAGCGAAUAUAAUUAAAUGUAAUUCUUUUUUUUUUCGAUAAUCAUAUCUUAAUGCUUGAUAUACGAGUUGUAUUUAUUAGGCGAAACGUUUGUGUGGUCGGCGAUCGAAGGAGGGUCAGUUAAUUGUUAAAGAAAAAUGCUUAAUUUAUCGUAAUCGAUUACCCUUUUCUUUUAUAUUUAAUACUUGCGUGUACUUCUCUUAAUUACUAUGAUUUUUUUUUUUAAUACACCUAAACCACUUAUUUGUGUUUACUGUAUAUGUAAAUUAGUAGUUAAAGGCGAGGGCUUUAUGCCCAUCAACAGAUAAUAAAAACUGCGCCAGAGGGAGCGAGAAGUGUGUUUUAAUUAUUAUUAGUAAUUAGUAAUUUCAAUUGAUUUUUUGUGUUUAGAGAAUCUAUUUCUAUGAGAAGACAAACAAAGAUGCAAAUUCUAUUAUAUAUUAUAUUAUAUAGUAAUUAUUUUAUAGAUAACUAAUUUAAAAUAUAUUCAAUAAAAACCAUAAAAAUU